Messenger RNA from Caenorhabditis bovis, 3237 nucleotides. The record is from the annotation of a GenBank genome assembly. Lineage: Eukaryota; Metazoa; Nematoda; Chromadorea; Rhabditida; Rhabditidae.
AUGAACAACGAACAUCAAUCGACGUCGUCGUCGUCGGCGCCGAUCGCGAGUAUGCGAUCGAUUCGCGUCUACUCGACAGAUGGGCAGCGGAGCACGCGAGUCGAGUGCGACGCGAAAAUGAGCUGCGCCGAUAUUUGUGAGCAUUUCUCGUGCGACGUCAUCACAUUGCAAAUCGGCAAUUAUCACUUCAGGCAGCUGAAACCCGACACAUGCCCGCUGACGAUACUAGAGGAUUUCUGCCGAAUUCUGGCGAUGUCCGACGACGGCAACGUCGACGAGACGAUGGCGAGCCUGCUCGACUACGCCGACUCGGCGUCGUUUCGCCACAUCUUCUCGUUUUUUCUCGGCAAACCGCGAAUUCGCGGCAAAAACUCGCUGAGCGCCGAAGUGUUGUCGGAGGAGAUCAUCGUGCGACGCGGCAAAAUUCUGCACAGUUGGACGAGCGCCAAAGCCGUCUUCUACAACUCGACGAUUCGAUUACAAAUGAAAAACAAUGAGGACGAAGUGAUUCAUAUGAGAACGAUGAAGGCCGACGAGUUUGACAGCAAAAAAGGAAAAGCUCUACGAUUACGGGACAACGAUUCGAAUUGCUAUUUGCUCAUUUUUCAGCGGCCGAACAUUCUGCAAUUGUGGUUGUCGAAAGCGCAGCAGGUCGAACGCAAUCGCCACGUGGAUCUCAGCGACGAGCAGCUCACCAUGAUUCCCGAGCAGAUUCUCAAUUGCGAUUCGGGCGUUCAGAUUCUCAAUUUGCGACGCAACUCGCUUCAAUCGAGACCGCCCACCGAGAAGGCGAUCACACCGAUCGGCUACAUCGACGAUCUCUAUCGCCUGCACACCCUCCAAUCCAUUGAUCUCUCGGCGAAUCAGAUAUUCGCGUUUCCGAUUCAGCUAUGCAUUCUGGCGAAUCUGCGGACAUUGAACGUGGCGUCGAACUACAUUUCCACUGUGCCCCGAGAGCUGGCGAAUCUCAAACGUCUCCAAUCGCUGAAUCUCUCCAAUAAUUUGUUGGCGACGUUGCCAGAUGAGUUGGCGACUUGCCCAAAUCUCAAAUGUCUCGAUUUGUCGUUCAAUCAGUUCUCGAUGGUCCCGCGCUGCUUGUACCAUUUGCCGAUGGAUCGCUGGCGAAUGGCGGGGAACAACAUUGAAAAAGUCGACAGGGUUGGCGACGUCCCAAUCGCCGAAAUCGAUCUACGACGCAAUAUUCUGGGGACCACAUUUCGGUUGAACAUUGAAAACAUCGCCUACUUGGAUAUUCGCGACAAUUCCUUGGUGUCGACGGUACAUCUAACCAAUCUCAGGUUCCUAAAGAUCAUUCACUGUGAGCGUCUACAGCUAACCAGUCUGCACUUGAACGGCGAACACCUUACUCAUAUCUAUGCGGACCAUAAUCUACUCGAUAGUGUUGUGGUGAUGCCGUUGCCGACGAAUCUACAGACGUUGUCAAUCUCGCAGAAUCACUUCAAGCAUCUGCCCGACUGGAUUUGCGAUUGCCAACAUUUGCAGUUCAUUCGCGCCAACAACAAUCUCCUCGAGACCCUUCCGACGAGAAUAUUCUGCUCGACGUCGAUUCGAUCGAUGUUCCUCUUCGACAAUCGCAUCUCAAGAAUUCCCGACGACGUCGAAGACAAUUGUCUGGAGACGCUCAUACUGUACAAGAAUCGCAUUCAGCACCUGCCCAAACACUUCUUCCAAAUGUUGCCGAAGCUUCGCCAACUGAACGUCUCGUCGAACCUUCUCGAAAUUCUACCCUACGUCGAUGGAUCAUCGUUUUGCAGACUGCAGAUUCUGCGCGCCGCCAACAAUCUGCUCACCGAGAACAGCGUGCCGGUCGUCGUCAACAUGAAACAUUUGAAAGUCGUCGAUUUGAGCCACAAUUUGCUCAACUCGUUCGACGACAGCGCGUUGACCUCGUUGGAGCUUCUCGAGGAGCUGAAUCUCUCGUCGAAUCGUCUCACACGCCUUCCAGAAUGCCUCGGCCUUCUGCCGUCGCUUCAGAUUCUACGCGCUCAUUCCAAUCAGCUCGUCAACAUUCCGCAAUUUCGCAGCUCAUCGACGAUUCACACGAUCGAUGUGUCGUGCAACAACAUCUCGCUGGGUGCCGUCGAGUUCGUCGCGCCGCCGACACUUCGCCAUUUCGACGUGACGUGCAACUCGGGCGAUUUGCCGACAGAAUCAAGCUUGCCGCUGAGAAUGAACACGAUCAACAUUGCCGACCUUCAACAGAGCGUUCACGGAUUUCAGAUCGGCGUCUCCGGCUCGAGGGGCUCCAAAAACAAGCAAUGCAUUCGACAGCUUCGCGUCAACAACACGUUCGCCUUCAUCGACGGCGGCUCGAAUUUCUACAUCUCGUCGUCGAUUUGUCGAUUUUUGUCGCAAUUUUUGCGCGAAAAUUCGAAUUGCAAUAUUCGUUCGGCGAUUCUCAGUUGUCAUUGCGAGCUCGGCGAGGAAGGCGAACGUCUUGGAGCCAGCAUUUUGAUAAUGCGAGUUGGCGACGAUUCUCUCGAGUUGGCUUCGACGGGAACCAUCAGCGCAGCGAUCGCCAAAGAUCAACAAAUUCGAAUGUUAAUUAAUGGCCGCUAUGAGAUCGACGACGAUGAGUACUCGCGAGUGCGUGAAGCGCAUGGAUUUGUCGAUGAGGAGAAUCGAAUAAAUGGGAUCAUCCGAUCCGCUCGGCAAAUCGGCCAUUUUUCAAUGUUUCCCGUCGUUCUUCCAACGAGCACAUUCAAGAAGAUCGCGUUCAACGGGACCAUUGAGGGUCUCGUGAUCGCCAACAGCGCUCUAUGGACGAUGAUGGGUCUCGACGAUGUCUCAACCGUAUUCUAUGGUAAUCGGAGUCCGAUUGGUGUGGCGAAGCAGCUUCAAGACCGCCUGCAGAGUUUGGAUUUCGGCGACAAUUCGAAUAUUCUGGUGUUGAAGAAGACGAAGCCGGCGAUGACGUUUGCCGAUAGUUCGCCGUACGCGACAAGCGCAAAAUUGGACGACACGAUGCCGGCGACGCCGGUGAUGGCGGUGCCGAUUGCGGCGGCGCGCCAUCGACACCGGACGCCGUCGCCGCCGCCGCCGCCGCUUCCGUCCAACAUGCCGCCGGCGAUCAUCGAUCAGGCGCAGAUUUAUCGCAGCUACGAGGUGUCGAUACAUCGUUCCGGAAAUUUUCGGAAGCAUUUCGAAGAGACGCGCGAGAUGCUGAGCACGUGCCUGAAAUUGUCGCCGCCGAACACGGUGACAUUCCAUAUUUAG